CGGGCAAAAAUUACCUUUACUACUUGAUGUAUAUGACGUAAAAAUAAUGUUUUUGUGCAAUGAUUGAAAGUGAUCUUAUAGGUUAUAACACGGAAACCUUACAUAAAUAAAUCAUCUACGAGAUACACAAACUGGAUCUUACAUUCUUUGGACCGACAGCAAGCUUACAUCACAAUGCUGACUUUAGUUUGUACCAUCCUAUUGAUAGUACCUCACACACUAAAAGGUCAAGAAAACAUCGUAGAUGGUAAGAUAACAGGUUCGUUACAGAUUACAUGCCCAAAAAUAUCUUGUGAACUUCAUCAUUUCCCAAAAGAACACUGCAAAGUCCAGACAUUCAUUAUGUACCAUGGUGUUGAGUGUCAGAGUUGUGUAGAGGACAUUUGUCAUGGUUCACAAGUGGUGGCUGAUUCACUGAUAGGAGAUGUUACUCCAGUAAACAUCAACACAGUCGCCAACACGAAUGCUAACACAGGAAACCUUGAAAAGAAAUGGAAUAAACCCAGUUAUAUCAAUAGACUAGGUUCUAUAUUUGGAAAUAAUCCUAGUGUUGGAAAUCUGAGAAAAUCUUUGGAGCCAGUAAAUAAUCACCAAAUGCAAGGGCAUGGCUUGGUGCCUGUGAACUCAAAAGUUGCAAGCAUUGACACGUUACAACCAAAGUCACAAAUUAAAUGUCCGGAAAUAGAAUGCCAUCAUCACCACCAGCCCAAAGCACACUGCAUGGUUGAUUCGUACUUUAUAUACCAUGAUGAAAAGUGUAAAGGGUGUAUCGAAGACAUUUGCCUCGGUUCACAUAUUGUAGAUGAUAACUUAAUAGGUAAAAAUAAAAGUCAAGAUUUAUCAAACCAUGAAACACUACCUCUUACGAAUCAUAGAGUUGAAAACAGACUGACAUCUGGCAAUUGGAGAUCAGGAAACUCUCAGCCUUCAUUAAUAGAGAGACACAACCAUGACAGUAAUGGACAAACACACCAAGAACCACAUCAUGAUAACCAUCACCAAGAAACUAUAUCUGGUAAUUGGAGAUCAAGACACUCUCAGCCGCUAGUGUCUGAGAGACAUAUUCAGAAUCAAAAUGGACAAAUGAAUCAGGAACAUUUUAUUUCCAACCAACAUCCGGGUGCUGGAGACAGAAUAUCGUCAGGUGAUUGGAGAUCACGAAACCCUCAGCCUCUUGAAACAGAGAGAGGUGUUCAAAACAGUAAUGGACCAUUUAAUUUGCCUGGAAAUCCAUUUUUCAGCGGAGGAGCACAUACUAACUUUAGAAAUAAACUCCUUGGUGUACAAACAAACGAACCUGUCAACUCAAGACAAGGAUUUGGUAGAAACUCGAAUCCUAAUUCAUCUACAAAUAUUCCAGCAAGUUUACCAAACGGACAAAAUACAAAAAAUAAUGAAGAAAGCGUAGUUGUUGUAGACCAAAAUCAAUCUACCUUCACCAGAAAAGAUCGAGGGAUAGGGAGAUUCAGAGGCAAGGGCAGAUCAUAUCUACAAAGCUUGUUUCACCCAGCAUUCACUGGUUAAUAUUUAUAAUGCUCAUUAUGUAGUUACAUUUCUACUUUAAGUAGAAGUGCAACUAUUAUAUUUAGAUCGCUGAAAAUCCAAUUCGUAUUCAUGUAUUACACAGAUUUAAUUAUUUAUGAUGUAUAUGUAAAAAAUUGGGGUCAUUUUUUUAUUCGACUACUUAAAAAAAGUAUUAAACUUUAAAUUUUGUUAAUUGAAUUGAAACAUACCAUAUAUA
Molecule: messenger RNA, 1741 nt
Organism: Mytilus trossulus (common blue mussel)
Lineage: Eukaryota; Metazoa; Mollusca; Bivalvia; Mytilida; Mytilidae
Exons: 3
Coding region: 175-1524 (449 amino acids)
Source: RefSeq, a predicted model, not a curated record